Molecule: messenger RNA, 2502 nt
Organism: Trypanosoma rangeli
Lineage: Eukaryota; Euglenozoa; Kinetoplastea; Trypanosomatida; Trypanosomatidae
Exons: 1
Coding region: 1-2502 (833 amino acids)
Source: RefSeq, a predicted model, not a curated record
AUGUCGUCCGCAACCGAGUCGCUUCGCUGGGUCAAGUACGACAACGUGCACUACGCCUCGCUGGUUGUGCCGGACGACGACGCACCUAUGCCAGUAGAGAGUGGCCAUGUGUUUGUGUACUUUCUUGGCAGCGAGAGCGGCGCCGUCGUGCCGAUUGGCGACACUUCUCCGUACGAUCCGCACGACACGUCACGGACGAGUCAUCCAGCCGCUGCGGCGGGUGUUCUUGUGGCGCAGCAAAUCAUCGCAGGGGCAGAGACGGCGGCCCAGGAAGACGCAGCAAAGGAAUACGCGGAGGCGACAGCGAGGGACAGCCCAAAGACGAAGGGGAAGGGUGGCCGAACGAUACAUUAUCACAGAGAGGCUCCACUCGCCGUGGGCGGGAGUUCGGAAGAAGAGGAGGAUAUGGUGUUGGGGGCAAUGUUGUCCAUGGAGACUAAUAAACGGAAUGAAAGGCAACAGAAGGACAAUGAUGACGAGGAGGAAGAGAAUGCUGUGUUGCAGAUUCAGUCUCAAAGAGGAGGCCAGAAGGAUCAUAUUGAAGAUGCGGAGGAGGAAGAGGACGACAGCAUAACAGGCAGCAGUGAUGUGGUGAACAAGGAGGAGGAAGAGCAGCGAAGUCGUUGGAGGGAUAUGGCGGAGGAUCUUAACAUCACGGCACCAUCACGCAGUAGUGGAGGCAGAGGCAGCCAUGCCAGAAGCAGUAAUAAGCGACAGGCAGAUAUAUACCCCGCCUCAUUGGAUGGCGGUUCUAUUGUGGGACCUUUUCUUGCGGAGAUACGUCAUUACUACCGCGUGGCACUUACAGAGGCGGUGGAUAGUGAUCGUAUUGUGAAUCUGCAGGAAUUGGAGCUUGUUCGCCUGGUGGAGAGUCAGCUGCUUCAGUGGCGUGGCGAAGUGGCAUACGUCCAGCAACUUUUACAGGACGUGGAGGCGGAGUACCGUGCGGUUGCUGCUGAGUCCACAAGGGAUGCGCAUGACAAUGGCGUUGCACAGCUUGAGGAGGAGGCAGCAGCUUUGCGUAGUCAUCUGGAGCGCCUUCAGUCGUCGUUUGAGAUUGAAGAAAUCGUUAAGAAGCACCUUCAUCUUCAGGACAAGCCGCCCGAGCGGCGUGAACGCAGGCGUACGGGGACUUUUGCUGCAGGCAACGUCUUUACUUUCACUGACGCAUCUCUGGCGUUUGUUUUAGAUGUGCAAGCCUCUACUGCAAUGCCACGCGAGUUGACGCAUCAGUUGGCACGCCGCUACCGUGAACAGCGGCUACGCCGUGAGCGACUUCUCGCUUCGCAGCACGGACUUGGAAAAAUCGGGUUCACCUCUUCAGUGGCAUGUGUGAUGGAGAAAUGGAGGCGGUCUCGUGAGUUGAUCGUGCUUGACCCGCGUCGUGAGAGCCAACCCGUGUCACGUCGCUAUUCCGAGAGCCUUGCCAAGGUGGAACGGCAUGCCCUAAAAUGUCUUUCUGCGACGAAGGGUUCUGCGAGCCAGUUGGCCUCCCUGUACCGCACGCAGCAAGAGCAACAGCAACAGCAACAAGCACAACGCAUGUCGAAGAAUAUCUACAACUUUCAUGAGUUUCACGAAGAGGAGCAGCAGAUGACGUCCAUGUAUCAGGCGAGCAGCAGCCACCCGUAUAUGUUAGGCAUUGGAAUGCCCAACGACGCCGAUGAUGCCGCGGACACGUUCCAGGCCCCACUUGUCUCGCCGCUGCGAACAAGCUUUGAUCCACGUGCGACCUUUGCGGUGGACGUUGGGGAGAUCAAGCAAGGAAAUACGCUUGCAGAGCAGCUCGCGAUGCAGAGUAUGCAGUACAGCCACAGUAUUCACCUCCCCUCUCAGGAAUUGGUAUGGGAAAGCAGUGAGGCCUACGACGGUGGGCGGAGAAGGCGCACUGGGCGAUCGACCAGCCGUGCUGGAUCUACGUCUCGAGCGUCGUCACGGGUCUCCUCCGUGGCGCGUGAUCACAAUGACGAUACUUUAAGCAAUACUAACACCAAUGCUACUACCACUAAUAAUAAUAAUAAUGUGAAAACCGGCAGUGAGCGACGCGCACGAAAUGAUUGGCGUGCCUCAGCGAAGCGGGCCAUACUUGAGCAGCUAACACUGUACCUGCGCGGUAUCCGCGGGAAACCCUCACUGCUCAGCAAGGAUCAGUUUCAGCUCAUUGCGAAGAAACUCCUUGAGCGAGCCGUGCGAAGUGAGUCGGAGCGUACUGGUCUUUCCAUGUCACUUCAGGCCAACAACGCGAACGCCCAGUUUACAAAGGAAAUCGAGGCCCGUCUGCGCAAGUCUGUGGAUAACUAUAUCAUGCGCCACUUUGUGAAUGCUCGUACCCCUGAGCCACAAAAGAGAAGCCGAGGCGGUGACGCAAGAACGACCUCUAUAGAUCAGUGGGCGGCGUCUGCUCGUGAGACGACACAGAGACAGGAGGAUGAAGACGAGACGCGUUCUCUUAUGGGCGCAUAUCCGCAUUCAAACAACUCACCAGUUUACGACGAAUGGUAA